AUGGCGACCUCCGCGCCCGUCCCUCAGUCGCAGGACCACCAGCUGCCGGUGCCGCAGUGGAACUUUGCCGUCUCCCCCGUGCCGCCGAACCCGCUUGGGGAGGGCAGGUACAUCAAGACGGCGGCGGCGCUCAUGAUCGGCGACGAGAUCCUGAACGGCAAGACGCUGGACCGGAACUCGAACCACUUCGCGCGGUUCUGCUUCGAGCACGGGAUCGACCUGAAGCGGAUAGAGGUCAUUCCCGACGAGGAAGAGGAUAUCGUCGAAGCCGCACGCCGGCUCGUGAGCAAGUACGACUUCGUGAUCACCUCCGGAGGCAUCGGCCCCACGCAUGACGACAUCACCUACGCCUCGCUCGCCGCCGCGUUCGACCAGCCGCUCGAGCACCACCAGGAGACGCUCCGGCGAAUGACGGAGAUGAUCAAGGCCCGCGCGGACCUCUCGCAGCAGACGGCGGAGCAGCGCAUCGCGCGCGAGCGCAUGGCGCUCUUCCCCGCGCGCGCCGAGGUGCUCUACAUCGCCCCGGACGUCUGGGUGCCGGUGGUGCGCCUCGAGGGCAAGCUGUGCGUCUUCCCGGGCAUCCCGAAGCUGUUCGAGCGCAUGCUCGCCGGCCUCACCGCGCUCCUGCCGCUCCCGCCGCCGAGCGAGCGGCCGUUCCGGCAGCAGAUCUUCACUACGAUGCCCGAGUCGUCGAUCGCGCCUUACCUCACCGAGCUCCAGGCGCAGACGAAGGCGGAGGGCGUCCGCGUCGGCUCGUACCCGCUCUUGCAGAAGGGUGUGUACGUCUCGCUGAUCGGCCGCGAUCCGGACGGGGUGCGCAAGAUUGCAAAGGAGGUUGUGGAGAAGCUCGAGGGGCGGCUGGUGAGCGAGGAGGAGGCGCGGAAGGAGAAGGCGGCGCUAUAG
Messenger RNA from Epithele typhae, 903 nucleotides. Its product is annotated as MoaB/Mog domain-containing protein. The coding region runs from base 1 to 903 and encodes 300 amino acids. The transcript is spliced from 7 exons. The record is from RefSeq and is a predicted model, not a curated record. NCBI's taxonomy places the organism in Eukaryota, Fungi, Basidiomycota, Agaricomycetes, Polyporales, Epitheliaceae.